AUGCAAGUAAAAAAUUCAACACAACUCUAUUCACAAUUACUUGUUCGUGCAUUGUCUCAUCAAGAUUUACGAAUGCGUUUGACUGCCAUGAUUGCUGUUGCUGAAACGGCAAUUGAUAAUCUUAGUUUUCAAAUGAAAUUAAAUGAAUUUGCUAUAAUACCAAAAUUAUUCGAAAUAAUGAAAACUUCAAUGGCACAUGCUGGUCGUCCACUUGAUGCUAUUAAUGAACAUUCAAAGUUGGUUGCAUGGAGUUGUUAUACAAUUGUUAAUAUUUGUGCCAAUUCUCAAGAAAUAUCAUCAUUAUAUCUUGAAUAUAUUGUCAAAUCAAUUUUAUGCCGUCUCUUAAGCAACUCAUAA
Rotaria sordida is the source of this 357-nucleotide messenger RNA. NCBI's taxonomy places the organism in Eukaryota, Metazoa, Rotifera, Eurotatoria, Philodinida, Philodinidae. The record is from the annotation of a GenBank genome assembly.